Tarenaya hassleriana is the source of this 1073-nucleotide messenger RNA. RefSeq names its product probable transmembrane ascorbate ferrireductase 3. NCBI's taxonomy places the organism in Eukaryota, Viridiplantae, Streptophyta, Magnoliopsida, Brassicales, Cleomaceae. Gene Ontology annotation, molecular function: oxidoreductase activity. The coding region runs from base 189 to 863 and encodes 224 amino acids. The transcript has 4 exons. The record is from RefSeq and is a predicted model, not a curated record.
ACGAACUUACGUGUAACUUUAGGUAUUCUUUUUAUUUUUUUUGGAGGGUCGUUGCAAAUAUAAAUAAGCCUAUAAGAAUAUCAUCAAUCCCAUCAAGACCAGACAAAAGCCCGACUCUUUCCACCACGUUCUCUUGUGUUCUGUUCUGCGAAUCGAUCUGUUUCGUCAAAUCAGAGAGAGAACGGACGAUGGAUUAUUCAGUGGAUCGAACCACUCUGAAGCGCUCUUCGACACGUCUCACUCUCUUGGCCCAUUUCUUCGGCAUCUUAUCCGUGAUUCUCAUGCUGGUAUGGCUUCUCCAUUACCGUGAAGGCAUUGAAUAUGAUUCCGACAACCCUGCUAGAGUUUUCAACGUGCACCCGUUUCUCAUGUUCUGCGGUUUCCUCUUCCUCGUCGGUGAAGGGAUGAUGGCGUACAAGACGGUGUACGGGUCACACUACGUGCAAAAGGUGGUGCAUGGAAUGGUGCAUAUGGUGGGAUUGGUGCUUGGGAUUGUGGGGAUAUGUGCCGUUUUCAGAUUCCACGACAUGCAACGCCUCCAGGACAUGGUCUCUCUCCACUCGUGGAUCGGUCUCUCCACUUUCAUCUUGUUCUGUCUCCAGUGGGUGGUGGGUGUGGUCACGUACCUGGCACCAAAAGCGUCGACGGGGACGAGAGUGGGGCUAAUGCCGUGGCACGUGAGCGGAGGGAGGGCGCUGCUUUAUAUGGGAAUAGCCGCAGCAUUGACCGGACUCAUGGAGAGAUCCACCGGACUCGGUAUCGACACUCGGUCCGAGUCACGACUCAUCAACUUCACCGGCCUCUCCAUCCUCCUCUUCGGCAUCUUCGUCGAUUUCUCCGUCGCCCUCUCCCGCUACGCUUGACUCCCUUUCUUUUCCAGAUUCUCCAUUAUCAGAUCUUCUGCCAUUAUUAUUAUUUUUUAAAAAAUUUUAUAGUCGUGUGAGCCAGUUAUUGAGAGUGUUUGUUUAUCUUAUUGAAUGGGGUUGAUGUUUUAUAUGGUAAUUUUUUUUAUAUCGUUGUAUACUACAUUGGAUUUUAUUUUAUUUAUCUGUAAAGUGUUUUUUUUUAUGUAA